Molecule: messenger RNA, 850 nt
Organism: Lolium perenne
Lineage: Eukaryota; Viridiplantae; Streptophyta; Magnoliopsida; Poales; Poaceae
Source: RefSeq, a predicted model, not a curated record
GAUCCAAGUGAACCACCCACAUCAUCUACCACAGCUUCAACAGAUAAGAGGUUGAUAAGAUUGGGCGAGAUAGAAGAGAUCAUGAGAAACACGAUGAAUAUUACUGCACCACUCUUCACCUUCAACUGCGACCUCGCUGAACUCAGAAUAGUUGAUGUGCCAUUGUGGCAUUGGCAUCAUGGCGAAUGGCAGGCCGAGGCACUGCUGGUGUCGGAUGCCACGGAGACUAGCCUUGGCGGGCGGCGGUUUUCUUUAUUUCCGCUAGUGUUCUACGCUAGAGAAAGGAAAACUCUCCCAGUUGGCUUUUUCUCCAUCGAAUCAAGCCAUUAUCAAGACAUCAACACUUCCCCGUCAUGAGACUUCAUCCAUCUCCAUAGUCAUCGACAAGCCUCCUAGCUACACUCCACCCUCAAGAGUCAACAUGCUAUGCCGGUGUAUAUAAGAAGAGAGAACGGGUCCACAACCACUGAAGAUGAUGUUAGGUCCAAGGAGGAUACAUGGGUUACCACCAAAGACAUCAGCUCAGCAGUGGGCGAUGUCGAUGAUGACAUGGGAUCCUCAGAUCCAGGCAUUGUAGAUUCCGAUGGCAUCACUGCUUAUAAACCGUCGGUGGAGCGCGAGGGGUACGAAGAGGUCAAGCUCGAGAAGGACCAUGCCGCGGAGGAGAUGAAAGCCUCUAAGGGGAAGAUGGCAGCUUUGAGUGAUGCUUUGAAGGCAGUGGACAUCGGGAUGGAAGAGUUGGAGUCGAGUGUGAAGAAUAAUGCACAAGCUAUGCAUCAUAUAGUGAAUGCACCAUGGUGACUGUCAACAAUAUUUGCACGGCUUCAGUCACAUAUUUUUGUUUCUGUUU